AGCGCGAUAAUCUCCUGCAUGAUCGUCGCUACUUGUGUCAUGGAUACGUUCAAGCUCGCCAGGAAACUGAUGGGGUCCUGAGCAGGUUUUUUGGUGUGAUUGCUCGCUUGCCGCGAUGAUCGCCGGGGGGCGGCAGCUUGGGCGGGAGCUGACUGGUUUUGGAUGGAUGUGCGGGUGGGAUUGUGCAGGACAAGAGUGAGGUUGAUGACCGCGACUGCGAUCAUGUGUGGCGGGUACAGAAGACACAAUUCAGAUCGAUAUGUAUCGUUUAUGAUGAACCAUGCCAUCUGGAGGGCCGGUCCUGGUAAUUCAAGCUUACCCUCCCCGGUACCCCAAUAGCGGGGUCCAUCGUUAACACCUACACCUAGCUCCCCUGCCUCCGUGUCGAAAUCGCUUGAGCUUCCUUCUUUACAACACAAAGUCAUGAGUGUUCGGUAGGGGUGAAAGAUCGUCAUGUCGCAUUCCAGAUCAUCCACGAGGUAGAACUCCAUCUCCGCAAGCUUUGAGUUGUCAGACGGGAACGUCUUGAUGCCAUACAUGUCCUGACUGAAGACCGACCUAGCUUCCGACACAACAUUCUUGAUGUGCACAGGUGAUUCCUCCGCCUUGCUCGCCACAUAGCAGCACGCAGCUAUGACCAAGAAGGGAUCGGUUUCACAAUACGAGUUCUUGAGGUAAAAGCGACGGAAAAACACGGUGGCCGUCGCGAUGACACGCUGCCUGAGCCCUAGUUUCUUGCCCAGCUUGGAUAUGGCAUUGGCGAAAAAAAUGCCGAGAAAAUCGAGAUAUUCAGGGUCGUCGACAUAUUGCCGGUCCUCCGCUCGCGCCCUUUGUACAGCGGCGCGGUCCACAAUCCAUCGCUUGUAAUGCGAGCUCGCCCAAAAGUCGGUCGCCAUCGACGUCCGCAAGAAACACGGACCUAAAAUACGCCUGGGAGGCCGCUGCUCUUGAGAGUUUCGAUUCCGAACCUGUCUCGGAACGGAGAGGGAUCGGGUAAAAGCGCGGGGCAAGUCGGCGAACGCAACGUUCCUGCUUUCUUACCGCCACCACCACCGCGCACGACGACGACCAAGAUGCUCGCUCGCUCUGCUAUCCGCACGCUCUCGUCGCAGAGCCGUAUGUUCUCUUCCUCCGCCUCGCGGCAAUUCAAGGUUGCCGUGCUCGGUGCCGGCGGAGGAAUCGGACAGCCGCUCUCGCUGUUGCUCAAGCUCGACCCGCUUGUCACUGAGCUGAACCUUUACGAUAUUCGCGGUGCCCCUGGUGUCGCCGCCGAUGUUAGCCAUGUUGACACCAACAGCGAGGUGAAGGGCUUUGCUGCUGAUAAACUUGACGAGGCCUUAGAUGGCACUCGCGUUAUCGUCAUCCCUGCUGGUGUCCCCAGAAAGCCUGGUAUGACCCGUGACGAUCUCUUCAACACGAAUGCUUCUAUAGUUCGUGACCUUGCUGCUGCAAUUGGCCGCGUCUCCCCGCAAGCCUGCAUCUGUGUCAUCUCCAACCCCGUCAACUCCACCGUCCCCAUCGUCGCUGCCACCCUCGAGAAGCAAGGCGUCUUCGAUCCCAAGCGCCUCUUCGGUGUCACUACCCUCGAUGUGGUCCGUGCAGCCCGCUUCCUCGGCGGCAUCCAGGGCGUCGACCCCAAGCAGACGCCUGUCACUGUCGUCGGUGGUCACAGCGGUGCCACUAUCGUGCCCCUCCUCUCGCAGAACUCCCACGGUAAGGGCCUUAAGGGCGAGACGUACGAAAAGCUGGUACACAGGAUCCAAUUCGGUGGUGACGAGGUUGUGAAGGCCAAGGAUGGCGCUGGAAGCGCUACGCUCUCCAUGGCGUACGCUGGUGCCCGCUUCACCAACUCUGUGUUGAGGGGUCUGAACGGCGAGAAGGGCCUUGUCACGCCUACCUUCGUGAAGAGCCCGCUCUUCGCUGACCAGGGCGUUGACUUCUUUUCGUCCAACGUCGAGCUCGGCCCCAACGGUGUUGAGAAGAUCCAUCCUAUCGGCCCCAUCUCGCCCGAGGAGGAGAAGCUCCUCCAGGCCUGCCUGCCUGACCUCAAGAAGAACAUCGAGAAGGGCAAAGCCUUCGUCGCUCAGUCAUAAAUUGACGUUGUAGCUACAAAAUUCACGUGUAGUGGACAUGUGCUACGGUGUGUUGUAGAUGACUCGCGUCUCUAGAUCACUGCCUUCCAAUGCUAGAGUGGUGUCUUGGAAGGAAGACGAUG
Gloeophyllum trabeum ATCC 11539 is the source of this 2215-nucleotide messenger RNA. Its product is annotated as malate dehydrogenase. Gene Ontology annotation, cellular component: mitochondrion; cytoplasm. Gene Ontology annotation, biological process: tricarboxylic acid cycle; malate metabolic process. Bases 1074 to 2093 code for a protein of 339 amino acids. Gene Ontology annotation, molecular function: L-malate dehydrogenase (NAD+) activity. The transcript is spliced from 10 exons. The record is from RefSeq and is a predicted model, not a curated record. NCBI's taxonomy places the organism in Eukaryota, Fungi, Basidiomycota, Agaricomycetes, Gloeophyllales, Gloeophyllaceae.